GUAAAAUUGAAACCUAACUUUUUGCUCAGCGUCACCCGGCCGCCGCCACAGCUGUUGCCCAGCCGCUUGAGCAGGCAACCAGACCGGCCGCCGCCACAGCUGCUGCCCAGCCGCGAGCAGGCAAGCAGGCCGUCCAGCUCCGACCAGCCGCACGAGCAGCAAGCAGGCCGCCCAGCUCCGGCCAGCCGCACGAGCAGCCAGCCGCACGACUAGUGCACAGCAGACAGCACCGGCAAGCAGCCGAGCAGCUGCUUCUCAUCCGGCGCCAGGUCCAGUGCGCGCGCGCCUUAUCUGCUGCAGCUGCUUGCCGUCCUCGUCCGUCGUCCCUCGGCACCGGCAGGUCCAGACUGACGCUGCGCUCAGUUUGAAGCUCCUCCAUGGUGUCGGACUGGGACAGCGACAGCGACUGUGAAGUACGCAUGAUUGAUUAUCCUCGCGAGCGUCGUGCUGGUGCUGCUACUCAGGCAGAGAAAGGAAAGGCUAUGGUCGAUGCCGGUACAUCUUCAAGUGUUGCUGGUGUGAUGGUGAUGGAUCGAUAUGGGAAACCAGUGAAGUUAAAUGGACCAAUUGAUGUGACUUGGAGCCAUGGUGAGCCAUAUCCUGGGCCUCAUGGGGCUGGCUUUAAGUGUUUUUAUUGUUUGACCACCAAAAAAGGCGGGGGGUGUCUCGAUUAAAAGAGCAUCUAGGUCAUAUAUCUGGGAGUGUGGAGGCAUGCCGUAAAGUGCCAAAUCAUGUGAAGGACCUAAUGUCUCAAAAAGUAACAGAUGGGAGAAUUAGGAGGGCACAUGGUAAGAAGCUUCGUCUGUUUGUUGAAAAGGAGGUUUCUGCAACAAGACAAGGUUAUCGAAGUGCAAUAAUUCCUCUUGAUGAACAAGCACAGAUUGAUAUGGCAAUGAGAAAUUCAUUGAGGGAUUCUUUUUCCACAAUGGAACGUGAUAGUUGUCCACCUUUUGGUAAGUCAACGGGUAGUGCAAGUGGAGCUGCAAGUUGUCCAAAAUGGCAAGAAAACCGAAGUUCCAACAUGUUAUGACAAUGGCCAUAAAGAAACUUUCAAGCUCAUCUUCAAAGGCUUCAGCUGCAAUUGAUCAAUAUACUUUCUUCAGAAAGCAAGCUGGGUUAUUUGGAGGAGAAGAGGCUAAAGAUUCAGCACUUAAUGGCCGCGCAAGUGCAGCUGAUUGGUGGGAUCAAUAUGGUGGAGACUAUCCAGAAUUACAAGAGUUUCCACGUCGUAUUGUUUCUCAAUGCAUGUCCUCUAGUGGUUGUGAACGUAAUUGGAGUACCUUCGCUUUGGUUCAUACCAAAUUGAGGAAUCAAUUGAGUUAUGAUAAGUUGCAUAAACUGGUUUAUGUUCACUACAACUUAAAGUUGUGCAUUCAACAUUUUGAAACUGAUAUGGAAAGUCUUGAACAAAUGAAAAACUCUAAAGAUAGAAACAUAGAUCCAUGUAGCAUCAUGAUAGAUGUUUCUAUGUAUGAUGAAGGCAACCCGAUUAUGGAAUGGUUGUGCAGUUCUAGGAGUGAAUCAGUGCCGACACUUGAUGAAAAUGAUGAGCCUGAAUCCCCUAACAGACCAAGUGGAUUCGUUUUAGAGGAGUUAGGAGGAUUGAAUGAAGAAGAGAUGGUUCUUUUAAAUUCUAGGAUUGGUUCUGGUAGGAAAAAUGGUAGGAAAAGGAAUGUUGUAGAAGAAGAUAUUGGAGAUGAUUUCUUAUCAGAUAGUAGUGAGGGAGGAGGUAGCCCAACCUACAACGAAUCAGGUGAUAGUGACUCUAAUGAUGGUGGUGGUGAUGACGAAGAUGGUGAACCUUGUGGUCCAUGUUUUGCAGCUAGGACACAACCUAGUGGUCCUGGUCAAGAUGAACGAGUAGCGCCUCUCCGUCCAAGAUCAAAAAGGCAGAAGAAGCUCUCCAUCAAGGGCCUGUACAUGCUUCAGAAGUGAUCUAAUCUUCAAGCACAAGCACAAGAAUAUGGCGUAUACAUGGACUGAUUCAAUGGCAAGAUUUUGAACAUGUGGCUCUAUUGUAUCAAUUGUGUGCUUUGUUUCAGUUUCAGCACAAUAUUACUACCAGAUUUGGUUCAUGUGGCCUAACAAUAUUUAUAACUGUGAUUGAUUUCUAUGCAUUAUUUGAACUAUGGACUACCAAAUAUUUGUGACUCACCACUAGUGUUAUAUUCACCGGUGCAUGGAUGUUACCAAAGAACUUUAUUUAUGUAAUAUUUGGUUUA
Messenger RNA from Zea mays, 2222 nucleotides. RefSeq lists its product as uncharacterized. Bases 997 to 1935 code for a protein of 312 amino acids. Lineage: Eukaryota; Viridiplantae; Streptophyta; Magnoliopsida; Poales; Poaceae. Gene Ontology annotation, molecular function: protein dimerization activity. The transcript has 7 exons. The record is from RefSeq and is a predicted model, not a curated record.